AUGAUUCAGGCCAAGAUGACUGCGGCACGAGCCGCUUCCCUACGGUCUCAAGUACCAACUCUCAGAGCAUCAUCUCAACGGUUGUGUACACGUGCCGCAUCAUACUCUUCUGUCUCUGCGCAAUCACUUGCGCUCUCUAAGACCCACAGAGUAACCCUCAAAAUCCCCUCUCACCCCGUUACUCAAAUUGUCUCGCCGUUCGCCGCUCUCCCUUUGACUCGGUCCUUCCACGUCGCAACCUCCCUUUGGCAACAGCAACAACAGCAGAAGCAACAAGAGGAAAAGAAGGGCGAAGAUACCAAGUCUGAAUCACAGGGCGAGGAGUCUAAAGAGGAAGGAAAGGAAAAGAAGGAAGACAAGGCUCCACCGCCACCUCACGGAGACAAGUCUCCCUGGCAAGUCUUCCGCGAGACUCUGCAGAGCGAAUUCAAGGCCUCCAAGGAAUGGGAGGAGUCAACCAAGGCAUUGGCAUCCUCUGCCCACCAAUUCACCGAAAAUGAGAAUGUGAGACGUGCUCGUGCUGCUUAUGAGGCUGCUUCCACCGCCACAACCUCCAGAACCUCCACAGCCAUCAAGACUACUGGUCAGGUUAUUGGAAAGGGAGCUGCCUGGACAUGGAACACCUCUGUUGUGAAGGGCGUCCGCAAAGGUGUCAGCGCAACCGGAGAGGGGCUUGAGAAGGCCACGAGACCGGUUCGGGAGACUGAGGCAUACAAGAGCGUGAAGGAGGCCAUUGAUGACGGCAGCAGCUCCCGCUACGGUGGUUGGGUUGAAAAGGAAGAGCGUCGCAAGGAGCGCCAACGCCGCGAGGAAUUGGAUCGCAAGGCUGGAAAGUCCCAUGUCGUCGAGGAGAGAGUCGAAAACCCCGACGCCGGUACCAACGUCACCCUUCAUAAAGAUGCCGCCUGGAAGGACUCAUGGCGAGAAUUCAAGGACUCCAACCCCAUGAUGCAGAAGCUUUUUACCAUAAAGGAGUCAUACAACGAGUCCGAGAACCCCCUCAUUAGCACAGCACGCAGCAUUUCCGACCGCGUUGCCGGCUUCUUUGCGGAGAACGAGACCGCUAUGGUCAUCAAGAAGUUCCGUGAGAUCGACCCCAACUUCCAGAUGGAACCCUUCCUGCGAGAAAUGCGCGACUACAUGCUACCGGAAGUGCUCGACGCCUAUGUAAAGGGAGAUGUUGAGACCCUGAAGCUUUGGCUCUCCGAUGCUCAGUACCACGUCUACGCUGCUCUCGCUCAGCAAUACACAACCGCCGGUCUGAAGUCUGAUGGCCGGAUUCUGGAUAUCCGUGGCGUGGAUAUCUCCCACGCACGCAUUCUGGAUCCUGGUGACAUCCCCGUGUUUGUCGUCACCUGUCGUACACAAGAGAUUCAUGUUUAUCGCAAGGUCAAGACCGGGGAGCUUGCUGCCGGCACGGACGACAAAGUGCAGCUGGUCACAUACGCCAUUGGCUUGACUCGGAUUCCCGAGGAGGUCAACAACCCCGAAACUCGGGGAUGGAGACUGAUUGAGUUGCAGAAAGCUGCUCGUGAUUACAUCUAA
Penicillium soppii is the source of this 1545-nucleotide messenger RNA. RefSeq names its product protein translocase subunit TIM44 (gene tim44). Lineage: Eukaryota; Fungi; Ascomycota; Eurotiomycetes; Eurotiales; Aspergillaceae. Bases 1 to 1545 code for a protein of 514 amino acids. Gene Ontology annotation, molecular function: protein-folding chaperone binding. The transcript has 2 exons. Gene Ontology annotation, biological process: protein import into mitochondrial matrix. Gene Ontology annotation, cellular component: mitochondrial inner membrane. The record is from RefSeq and is a predicted model, not a curated record.